AUGGACAACGAUAUUAUGAAAGAACAAGGACUACGAGUUAUUUACUACAAUCCUAAGACAGGGUUCCAAACACCAGAGACACUAUACCUUAGAGCAAUAUCAGACGGACUUGAAGUGACCAAAGUCCAAGCCAGAAAAUGGAUUAAAGAGCAGGACACAUACUCUAGAUACAGACAAGUGUUAAAUAGGCAGAAGUUCAGGCAAACGUUCGUCCAAACUUUAAGUGAGCAGUUACAAAUGGAUUUAGUUGACAUGACAAAGUACGACGACAAAAACAAGGGAUACAGGCGGAUUCUAACAUCCAUCGAAAUACUAAGUAGGUACGCGUUCACAGUACCAGUGCAUAGGAAAAACGCGGUAACAAUGAAGGACGCUGUUAGCAACUGUUUAGAGCAGUUCAAGAAUCACUUCGGGAAUACCCAAAAUUGGUUCAGUUUGACAAAGGCACAGAGUUUUACAACAAAGAAGUAAAGUCCUUACUCAACAAAUACAACAUUGAGUUUUUCUCCACUUACUCAGACAAAAAGGCCGCAGUUGUGGAAAGAUUCAACAGAACACUUAAAGCACUAAUGUGGAAGUACUUCUACAGUGCCAGCACAUACAAAUGGUUAGACGUCCUUCAAGACUUUACCGAUAAUUACAACAGUUCAGUGAACAGGUCAAUUAAAGUAAGGCCGGAUAGUAUCGAUGAAACAAAUUGGACUGAGGUAUGGAAGACACUUUUCAGUCACGACCUAGGUGAACCACUAAAACCAAAGUUUGAUGUUGGAGAAAGUGUUAGGAUCUCAAAGUACAAAUCAGUUUUGGUGAAGGGGUACGAUGAAAACUUCACGGAGGAGUUAUUCACUGUGACGGAAGUGUACCACGGACACCCGAACACAUACUCAAUCAAAGACUAA
Molecule: messenger RNA, 899 nt
Organism: Paramuricea clavata
Lineage: Eukaryota; Metazoa; Cnidaria; Anthozoa; Malacalcyonacea; Plexauridae
Source: the annotation of a GenBank genome assembly